This is a messenger RNA of Zalophus californianus (California sea lion), 1319 nucleotides long. RefSeq names its product polyadenylate-binding protein-interacting protein 1-like. NCBI's taxonomy places the organism in Eukaryota, Metazoa, Chordata, Mammalia, Carnivora, Otariidae. Gene Ontology annotation, molecular function: translation activator activity; RNA binding; protein binding. The record is from RefSeq and is a predicted model, not a curated record. Gene Ontology annotation, biological process: regulation of translational initiation.
AUGUCAAGCCUUGGAAGUAUGCAAGAGGCAGAACAAACGAGGCCCCUGAGAGCUCCACCUAGUUCACAGGAUAAUAUCCCACAGCAGAACUUGGAGUCAGCAAUGGCUAAACCGGUGGUUGUAGCUCCUGUAUUAAUGUCUAAGCUGUCUGCGAAUGCUCCUGAAUUUUACCCAUCAGGUUAUUCUUCUAAUUAUACAGAAUCCUAUGAAGAUGGUUGUGAGGAUUAUCCUACUCUAUCAGAAUAUGUUCAGGAUUUUGUGAAUCAUCUUACAGAGCAGCCUGGCAGUUUUGAAACUGAAAUUGAACAGCUUGCAGAGACCCUGAAUGGCUGGGUUACAACAGAUGAUGCUUUGCAAGAACUUGUAGAACUCAUCUAUCAACAGGCCACAUCUAUCCCAAAUUUCUCUUACAUGGGAGCUCACCUGUGUAAUUACCUGUCCCAUCAUCUGACAAUUAGUCCACAGAGUGGCAACUUUCGCCAGUUGCUGCUUCAAAGAUGUCGGACUGAAUAUGAAGUUAAAGAUCAAGCUGCAAAAGGUGACGAAGUGACUCGGAAACGAUUCCAUGCGUUUGUUCUCUUCCUGGGGGAGCUUUACCUUAAUCUGGAGAUCAAGGGAACAAAUGGACAGGUUACAAGAGCAGAUAUUCUUCAGGUUGGUCUUCGGGAGUUGCUGAAUGCCCUCUUUUCUAAUCCUAUGGAUGACAACUUAAUUUGUGCGGUAAAAUUACUGAAGUUGAUAGGGUCAGUUUUGGAAGAUGCCUGGAAGGAGAAAGGAAAGACUGAUAUGGAAGAAAUCAUUCAGAGAAUUGAGAAUGUUGUCCUAGAUGAAAAUUGCAGCAGAGAUGUGAAGCAGAUGCUCUUGAAGCUUGUUGAGCUCCGGUCAAGUAACUGGGGUAGAGUCCACGCAACUUCAACAUACAGAGAAGCAACACCUGAAAACGAUCCUAAUUAUUUUAUGAAUGAACCAACAUUUUAUACCUCUGACGGUGUUCCUUUCACUGCAGCUGACCCAGAUUACUAAGAGAAAUAUCAAGAGUUACUUGAAAGAGAAGACUUUUUUCCAGAUUAUGAAGAAAAUGGGACAGAUUUAUCAGGGGCUGGUGAUCCAUACUUGGAUGAUAUUGAUGAUGAGAUGGACCCAGAGAUAGAAGAAGCUUAUGAAAAGUUUUGUUUGGAAUCAGAGCGUAAGCGAAAACAGUAAAGCUAAAUUUCAACAUAUUUUAUAAAGCAGUUUAGGUUACAGUGAUUUAGCAGAACACAGGAAAACAGGAAAACGUGUCACACUUAUACCAAAUUAAGGAUGUUGAGUUAUGUUAC